GUGAAAAUGGCGGCGAACGAUCUACUGUAUUAACUUUGUCGUGAAUUCACACAGUGGAGCCGUAUUAAUAAUGCUUACUUUCACUCAGAACAGAAAGUUCACUGAGAAACCUAGCCGGACUACACAUUUUAAUAUUAUACAGUAAACGAGGACUAUUUUAACGACUGGAUUUUCCCCACUCUGAUUCCGAGUUUAAGUGUUGUGCAAAUAUGGUUUUAUUUAAAACUUGAUCGACUGUUAGCUUACGUUGCUCGAUAAAUAUACGCACUGUUACAUUGAAAUAUGAGACGUACAUAUGUAUAAUCAAGGCCCCAUAUCGCUAUGUAAUUUUAUUUGUGCUACGGCGGAGUUUCUUUAUCAGCUGGUUAACGGUAACGUUAUUGGUUGGUUAGCUCGUGUUGAUGCUCGUUCAUUCUCUACUUCGCGGCGCUUAGCUUGACAGAUUAGCAUUGCUUUAUAUCACAUCUUUCCUUUUCUAGUUAUCUUUCCUGAGAAUUUAACGUAUUACGAAUGUAGUGUUUAUGUCCAAGUUUAUAUUAACGAAGAGUUUGUUGAUAUUUUUUAAAUACAAUUUUUAACUCCGUUUUAUUAUAACAACGUAACUUUAUGUGCUGUGUUUAUCUAAAGUAUCGUACUUCGGUUUAACGGAGCGUGUAGCAAAGUGAUUUUCCGCCACAGUUGUGGUUCUAUUAAACGGAAUUAACAAAGAGAAGCGCGCUCGCAGGAUCGGCACGCGCCCGUGCUGCUGCGGGCAGCGCUCGAGUCUCCUGUCUGACAAUGGACGAGUCCAAACCGCGCUACAGCAAGCGAUUGCGGUCUGGCACACGGCGACGUUACCAGGACGAUGGCAUUUCUGACGAUGAGAUCGAUGGAAAGAGGACAUUUGAUCUGGAGGAGAAGCUGCAUAGUAACCGCUUCAGCUCCGACAGGGUCAAACGCAUGGAGGGAAAAGAUUUCACCUACGAGUACAUCCAGAGAGGGGGGCUCAGAGACCCCAUCAUCUUUGAGAGACCUGACGGGCUUGGCAUUGUAAUGCCUGAUGCAGACUUCGGUGUGAGUGAUGUAAAGAUGUUUGUAGGAAGUCGACGCAUAAUUGAUGUAAUGGAUGUGACUACUCAGAAGGGGACAGAGAUGUCAAUGGCCCAGUGGUGUCGAUACUAUGAGACUCCGGCUUCCCAGAGAGACAAGCUUUACAAUGUUAUCAGCCUUGAAUUUAGCCACACUAAACUAGAGAGUCUUGUCACGAGACCUGCAACGGUGGACAUGAUUGACUGGGUGGAUAACAUGUGGCCACGGCACUUAAAGGAAAGACAACGAGAUUCCACAAAUUCCAUUAUGGAGAUGCAGUACCCAAAAGUGCAAAAGUACUGCCUAAUGAGUGUGCAGGGCUGUUUCACAGAUUUCCACAUAGACUUUGGCGGCACUUCUGUCUGGUAUCACAUACUGCGGGGAUGCAAGGUGUUUUGGUUAAUCCCUCCCACACCACAAAACCUGGAGCUAUAUGAGAACUGGGUGUUGUCAGGGAAACAAGGGGACAUCUUCCUCGGUGACAGGGCCACUGACUGCCAGAGGAUUAAGCUCAAGCAGGGCUCCACUUUCAUUAUACCAUCAGGAUGGAUCCAUGCGGUUUACACACCUGUGGACACACUUGUGUUUGGAGGAAAUUUCCUUCACAGUUUUAACAUCCCCACGCAGUUGCAUAUCGCCAGCAUUGAGGACAGGACAAGGGUGCCAGUGAAGUUUCGUUAUCCCUUCUAUUACGAGAUGGGGUGGUACGUGUUGGAACGUUAUCUUUAUAGUCUAACCAACACCUCCCACCUCAUCCCAGAGUACCAGAAAUACUCUCUUGGGAUCGGCUAUAAGCAGGAAAGCUCAGGUUGUGAAGUACUUAAUGGCCAUGCUAAAGAGGAGAGAGAUGACAGCAAUGUUCCAUCUCCUCCGACUGGACCAGGGGUGAAAGUUCACCUGACGCCUUUAGAGCUGGAGGGUCUUUGGAACCUGGUGGGGAGGUUGGAGGCUCUGCCUGCACAUAAGAAAUGUGUGCCUUCAGGGAUACACAACGCCGCGGCCCUGCUGCACGACAUUCGGGCGUUGUUGAAGGAACAUGCCAAUGACAUCCCCAAACUCUCCUACACUGGAAAACCUAUUGUCAGAUGGCCGAAGAGACCCUCCUGGUAUCAGCCUCCACCCCCCCCUCCACCUGUUAUUCGUCCAAAGCUGGCAACCACGCCAGUAAUUGCACGGCCAGUGAAACCAGCCUCCAACAUGUCAGUACUGCGACGGCGACGCGUGCGCUGUAAACGCUGCGAAGCCUGUCUGCGCACAGAAUGCGGCGACUGCAACUUCUGCAGAGACAUGAAGAAAUUCGGUGGGCCUGGCAAGCUCAAACAGACCUGCGUCCUCCGUCAGUGUCUCGCUCCUGGUCUGCCGCUCUCCGCUGUAUGCGAGAUCUGUGGAGACGGAAACCAGGAUACUGGCGACGAGCUCAUGGAGUGCUCCAACUGUGCACAGAUUGCACAUCCUGGCUGUUUGAAGGUGUCAGGUGAGGGAGUGGUGAACAAAGAUCUACCCAGCUGCUGGGAGUGUCCCAAAUGUGUUCUCGGCAAAGACACAGAUUCUGAGUCGUCAGGCAGCGGUGAUGACAUCACAGCACAGGAUGGGUCAGGGGGUGGGGCAUGGCACGGGGUCGGGCGGCCCCCCUCUUCUCUCUCCCACGGGUCGCUCCAGAAACGGGCAGCGGCCCCUGAGCAGCGGCUCAGGAAGAGGAUAAAAUUAGAGGGAGCAAAAGCACAUAAACGCAAAACAUCUCUUGAUCCUCGCGUGGCUAAGAUCUACCGCCGUCAUGGCAUGGAUCACGACGAUGAUUCGGGCAGCGACGACGAUGAUGAUGAUGGAGACAGUGGGAGAAAGAUGUCUAUUCACCCCAGAAGCGGCGUCUCCUCAUCCCGCAGAGGUUACGGAGCCAGCAGGCGAGGCGCUUGGAGAGGCUCCACACAUCGAGGGAAUCGAGGAGGAGGCAGCCUGGCAACAAGCUCUCUGAAAAUGAGGCGGGGACUCGGGGCGAGAGGAGAGAGAGGGGGACGGGUUAGGCUCAGAGGAGGAUCUCAUAUGAGGAGAAGACGCUACGAAACGGAUGACGACGAUGAUGAUGAUGAUGACGACGACGAUGAUGAUGACGACGAUGAGGAUGAUGACGAGGAGGAAGACGACGAUGAGGAGGAUGAUAGUGAUGAUGAAAGGCAUCUGAGCCGAUCUGAGAAAGAGCACCGAUCACGAAGGAGACGACGCAGAGGCGAGGACUACGAGGACGAGGAUGAAGACGAUGACAGCGAGGAGCGUGACUUUGAUGGAGAGGAUGAGGACAUGGAGGAUAUGGAUGAUGGAGGGGAGGGAGAUGAAGAUGAUGAGCAGAACCAAUCAGAUUCUGACGGUGAGCCACCCGUCCUGCUUGUCUCCGACUUGAAUGAUGACCUGCUGAAUGAUUCCUACCUGACUGUGACUCUUCAGCGGCCUCCAAAAGCCAAACGUGAUGCAGGAUCCAUCGUACCCAAAUUGGAGGCUGCGAUGUCUCCCCGUACACAUAGCACCAAAACGUUGCCCAGGACGCGGCUCAGGAACAGCAAUUCAACGCCUGCCGGUAAUGGACUGACUCAGUCUAAAGGGCCCGGCCGCCACACAAGGCGGAACUCGAGUCAAGAGGGCAGAGAGAGAGACACUCCAUCACCUUCCUCAAUGUCUUCUCGUUCUUCUAUUUCUCCGCCGCCGCCUCCUCCUUCCGUCACUACAAGCUCUCCUCCUUCACUUCUCUCUCAUCCAUCAUUCCGGGAUGUAGGAAACGAGCGAGGCUGUGAAAAAGACAUUUGGGUGUCUGUGUUUCGUUACUUGAGUCGGACUGAUUUGGCUGUGUGUAUGAGAGUCUGCAAGGCUUGGUACAAAUGGUGCAGUGAUAAGCGCUUGUGGACACGGAUAGAUCUGAGCCGCUGCCGAUCACUAAGCCCCCAGGGUAUUUUGGCCAUCAUUAAACGUCAACCUGUGGCACUUGAUCUCUCCUGGACACCUGUAUCAAAGAAACAGAUCGCCUGGCUCAUCCAUCACCUACCAGCUCUGAAAGAUCUCAUUUUGUCUGGUUGUUCGUCAUUAUGCGUGUCUGCAUUAAGUUCCCAGAGUUGUCCGAGUCUGCGAACGCUUGACCUGUGUUGGGCAGUGUGUGUCAAAGAUACACAAAUAAAAGACCUAAUAGUGCUGCAAGGCAGUGAAAGUCGAAGUCGGCUAAGAAGUUUACUUAAUCUACGCCUGUCUGGUUUGGAUAUAAGUGACUCCACUUUGAAAUUGAUCGUCAGACAUAUGCCUUUACUGAGGCGGUUGGACUUGUCUCACUGCCAGGAGCUCACAGACCAGUCCAUAAACCUGAUCACGGCUUCUGGCUGCAACACCCGCAACACGCUCAGACAGCUCAAUCUUGCAGGUUGUAAUAAGUUGACGGAUGCUUGUCUGUCAUAUAUGAAGCGAUUAUCAGCUUUGGCUUUGUUGGACCUGCGGGGGUGUAAGAACGUGACUCGCCGCGGCUGUGAAAACUUUAUAUCUGAUCUGUCUUACUGCACUAUCUUCUGUCUUACUGAAGACAAACUCAUUCAGAGAAUAUCAUAACGUACAGAAACACUGUCGCCGCAGCUCUGCCUUGCGAGCUGACAAGGGCUCCAUCCAACUGAACACAGGCUGAUGUAGCCUGAAUGUAUAAGGCUGAAGAAAAGAGAAAGAUGGAGGGAAGCCGCCACUGAUCUAGGUGAAAGGGUAUAAACAAAUGUGAGUGAAGUGUGGAGGUUUGGACUCCUACAUCCUACGAGACGGAUCCAGACGCAUCCAAAGUGUGGCUUUUUUCUUUGGGCAUUCAGCCUCAUCCAAAGUGACUUCUUUAGGAGAUUUCCAAAGCUUAUGCCAAUGAGCUUGACACUUAAUUGAGUAAACAAGGAAGAGAACAUCGUGAGAUUUUGGGUCCAGUGGACCUGUUGGCUUGUGAGGAGUUUGUGGGGAAAGAUAGUGACUGAUAUCGUGUAUACGGCCACAACCUGUUGAACAAAGAAUGUAGUGGCAUACACUUGCCAUCAGAGUAUGAUUGUGAAUCAUAGGUACUUCAGCCUACUAAUUCAGUCAUACUAGGUGACUUGACUUGGAACACGCAUUUCAGUCGUUCAUGGUUUUGCAGCCUUUACAUUCGUGGACACACCCUAAAGCAUCAAUGAAAGACUUUUUACUCGUUCCUGCUAAAAUAUCUCUUUUUAUGUUUUUGUUUAUCUUAUUGUUCAUUUGCUUGCCGCUACCCCACACAGCCAACCCACUUGCAUUCUCACGUCCUGUCUUGGAACAGGUUGUUCAUGUUCGGCUGAAUAUCUUAGUUACCCUUGGAAAGCUGUAACUUAAAUGCAACUUGUAGCACCAAAAUAGCAAUUAUUUUUUGAAGACUUUUAAAAAUGGAUGUUCAUUUUGUUUCGUUUUUUCAUGAAAAAGCAGAAAAUAAAAAUUGUGGAAAGAAAACAUCAAA
Messenger RNA from Triplophysa dalaica, 5539 nucleotides. It is a transcript of the gene kdm2aa, whose product is annotated as lysine (K)-specific demethylase 2Aa. Gene Ontology annotation, biological process: regulation of transcription by RNA polymerase II; protein demethylation. The coding region runs from base 778 to 4647 and encodes 1289 amino acids. The transcript has 22 exons. The record is from RefSeq and is a predicted model, not a curated record. Gene Ontology annotation, molecular function: histone demethylase activity; transcription coregulator activity; DNA binding. NCBI's taxonomy places the organism in Eukaryota, Metazoa, Chordata, Actinopteri, Cypriniformes, Nemacheilidae.